UCAGAAGUUGGUUAGUUCACUGAAGCGAACGACGUGUUGAUUUUUCCGUAUUUAUUCGAUUCAACUCUCGUUUAUCCUAAAAAUAGGAAAAUAAAACGAAUCGACUAUUUUAUGUAUUUGAAUCACUAUGCCGCCUCGUAAGCAGGAGUACGGCGUUAAACAAUCGAGCGGGACGAGAAGCGGAUCACUGAUCCACAUCAGACCGCCUGUGAGCGCGAUCUCCCUGCGUCGACACUCCGCCGUCGUGCCUUCGGUGCUGACGUUCGCCGUUAUCGUGGCAUCCGGAGGCCUGUUGCUUAUGAUAGAGAAGGGAAUGCUCAACAGCGUGGAGACUCCGCCGCCACGGGCCAACGGGAGGAAAGUGGACCUCCGAGCCAGGAAUAAUGCCCCAGCUGUGGACGUGGAGUCUCAGAUUUUACAGGAGAUCCGUAACCGCACCAUAAGAUCAAUGUGUGGUCAGAACAACAUGCCUCACAAUGUCUGGUCCCUCAGUCCCCUGCAGAGGAAAACUCUCCUCCAGCACAUACUAGUGAAUGAUGAGCAUCGUUUCCUGUACUGCUAUGUACCCAAAGUAGCCUGCUCCAACUGGAAACGUGUGCUGAAAGUACUGAGUGGUGCUCUGGUUAAUGUGGACGUCAAAGUGAAGAUGGAUCAUCGUGCGGACUUGCUCUUCCUUUCCGACUUUUCACCCGAAGAGAUACGUUAUCGACUACGGCACUAUUUUAAAUUCCUGUUCGUACGGGAGCCAAUGGCCCGCCUGCUUUCUGCCUAUCGCAACAAGUUUGGCGAAAUUGAGGCAUACCAGCGUAAAUAUGGAGCAGAGAUCAUACGACGUUAUAGAAAAGGCUAUGCAAAGGAUGAAAAGAUAGCAGGAAAUGAUGUGUCAUUUACAGAGUUUGUUCGUUAUUUGUUAGAUGAAGAUCCUGAGCGCAUGAACGAACACUGGAUGCCCAUCUACAACCUGUGCCAACCCUGUGCCAUAGAAUACAAUUUCAUAGGCUCAUAUGAAAGGCUGGAGAGUGAUGCGGCAUAUGUGUUGGAACGUGUUGGGGUGCCACAACAAGUACGUUUUCCUGAACGACAAACAUGGUACAAACCUGUUACAAAAGAAACGCUGCAUUAUUAUUUAUGCACUGUGCCACAGAAAUUUCUCAAAGAACUCCUGCCCAAGUAUAUAUUAGACUUUUCUCUGUUUGGCUAUCCUUUGCCCAACACAACCACUGAAUACUGUAGGCAUUAGCAAAGCUGUUUUUUUUGGGGGGUGUAACAUUUAAUGUCAAUAUUUUUAAUAAUUAUUACUUUUUUUUUUUCUGUACAAAAUUUAAAUAAAAAAAGCCUCAGUACAGUGUAUUUGAGAGCUAUUUAAGUUUACACCACUAUUUAAAAUGGGAAGUACUCGAUCAAAUACUUUGUGUUCAUGAGAUGCAGUGGUAUGUCCUUGAGUUGGGCAUAUAAUUUAAAACAUUGUGCUGUGCGCAAGAAUAUCAUGGGAGUUUUAUAUCAGUAAGCACAAGCUUUUAUCAAUUUUCAAUGUCAAUGCAAUAAUAGUUUACAUUUAGGCUAUUUUUUAUAUAUAUUUUUUAACCAUUUUAUUAAAUAUAAUUUUUACUUAAAUCUUUUGAUUGUCUAGAUAUUUAAUAAUUGAUAUUUAGGCUUUCACCCUUACUAAUGAGAUAAGUGGGAUUCUAAUUCAAAUUUAUGGUCAUUCAGAAAGAGUUCUUCUGGUGCUGCAUUUGAUCUUUCUACAAAAUUAAACAUGAAGCUUAUAGAGCAAGGUGAGAGUCUUCAAGUAACUUUUUAGGGCGUAACUAUCUGUAUGUAAUGAAAUUGAGUUUCAUACGACAAAAUAAACUAAGCGAAAAAAGAAACGUCAUUUUUUUCAGGACAUUGUAUUUUAAAAAUAAUUUUGUAAAAAUCCAAAUAGCUUUACACAUCUUAAUUGUAAAAUAGGUUUUCCAUGCUUGUUCAAUGAACCAUAAACAAUUAAUGAACAUGCACCUGUGGAUUGGUUUUUAAGAAACUAACAGCUUACAGAUGGUAGGCAAUUAAGGUCACAGUUAUAAAACUAAAGAAACCGUUCUACUGACUCUAAAAAAACACCAAAAGAUAGAUGCCCAGGGUCUCUGCUCAGCUGCGUGAAUGUGCUUUAGGCAUGCUGUAUUGGAGGCAUGAGGACUGCAGAUGUGGCCAGGGCAAUAAAUUGCAAUGUCCGUACUGUGAGACACCUAAAACCGCACUACAGGGAGACAGGAAGGUCAGCUGAUCCACCUCGCAGUGGCAGACCACGUGUAACAACACCUGCACAGGAACGGUACAUCCGAAGAUCACACCUGCUGGACAGGUACAGGAGGGCAACAACAACUGCCUGAUUUACACCAGGAAUGCACAAUCCCUCCAUCAGUGCUCAGACUGUCCGUAUAGGCUGAGAGAGGCUGGACUGAGGGCUUGUAGGCCUGUUGUAAGGCUGGUCCUUAACAGACAUAAUCACAACAAUGUUGCCUAUGGGCACAAAAGCCCAUUCACUGGACCAGACAGGACUGGCAAAAAGUGAUCUUACCUGACGGGGUGAUGGUCGGACUAGCGUUUAUCGUUGAAGGAAUGAGUGUUACACUGAGGCCUGUACUCUGGAGCGGGAUCCAUUUGAAGGUGGAGGGUCCGUCAUGGUCUGGGGCAAUGUGUCAUGACCCUCCAGCAUGACAAUGCCAUCAGCCAUACUGCUCGUUCUGUGCGUGAUUUCCAGUAAGACAGGAAUGUCAGUGUUCUGCCAUGGCCAGCAAAGACCCGUGAUCUCAAUCCCACAUCUGGGACCUGUUGGAGCAGAGGGUGAGGACUAGGGCCAUUCCCCCCCAGAAAUGCAAGUGCCUUGUUGGAAAAGUGGGGUAACAUCUCACAGCAAGAACUGGCAAAUCUGGUGCAGGACAUGAGGAGAUGCACGACAGUGGCCAGAUACUGACCUUUUUUUUUUUUUUUCCUCAUUUAUUCUGGUAAUUGUUUUUUCCCUAACCAAUGAUACAGACUGAGAAUAGAUUAUAUUUAUUGUGUAAGAACAAAGACAAAAACAGGCUAAUGCUGAUUAAAAUUACAAGUACAUUUUAUGAAGAUAAUGCUGAGUGAUGCUUGACUGUGCAAAACUCACUGCCACAAUGUUGCAAUGCAGUUGCUUCGAUGUGUGUUUUUAAGCAGGUUGCUAAGCAGUUGCUAGGGUGUUCUUGAACCCAAGUCAAAUCCCCCUCCCAAUUACUGACGAUAUGGCUUCAUCAUUUCUGGAAUGUUUCACCUGUUUGAACAAUGCCGGCCAUGCAAACAUUGCAAGUCUGACCACUCAGAAAAGUAAUGGCACACGUCUCAACAAUAAGCCACAUUAUUCAAGGUGUUAUUUAUGUCCUUAGCAAACACCAGAGCAUGAGCUGCACUUCAAAAUGUAAUACUUAAUGUUGAGAUGUGUUUAGUUCUCUAAACAUGAGCAAUAGUAAUAGUGAUGCUUGCCUAAGCAAACACCAAUUAUUUAAUAGAACAAGUGUUUGUGACAUUAAAGGGAUAGUUCACCCAAAGGUGAAACUUCUCUCAUCAUUUACUCACCCUCAUGCUAUCCCAGAUGUAUAUGAUUUUAUUUCUUCUGCAGAACACAAAUAAUAAUUUUUAGAAGAAUAUCUCCACUUUGUAGGCCCAUACAAUGCAAGUGAAUGUGGGUACUAAAAUUUUGAAGCUCCAAAAUCACAAGGGAAGCAUAAAAGUAAUCCAUAUGACUCCAGUGGAUUAAUUAAUGUCUUCUGAAGUGAAACGAUGUGUGGGUGAAUAAAAAAUGUAAGUCCUUUUUUUUUUUACUAUGAAUUCUUCUCCCUGCCUAGUAGGUGGCGAUAUGCACGAAAAUGCUAAUCACCAAUAACAAAAGAAGAAAGCGAACGUGGUGAUUUAUAGUAAAAAUGGACUGAAAUAUUUACCGGUUUCUCACCACACCUACCAUAACGCUUCUUUAGAUGGAUUCUUAACACUGGAGUUAGAUGGAUUAUUUUUAUGCUGUUUUUAUGUGCAUUUUGGAGCUUCAAAGUUUUGGAUCCUGUUGACUUGCAUUGUAUGGACCUACAGAGCUUAAACAUUCUUCUACAAAUAUUUGUUUGUGCUCUGCAGAAGAAAGAAAUUCAUACACAUUUGGUAUAGCAUGAGGGGGAGUAAAUGAGAGAAUUUUCAUUUUUGGGUAAUUUAUCCCUUUAGCACAGCUCUUAGUAUUAUGGCCAUAUCAACUUUUUGAAAACUUUGAUCUUCACAUUUGACCGAAGAAUUUCGUAAUACUUUCAUUGCCAAAUGCUCAUUUCAAUAUCCAUGCAUGCUUUAGGUCACAGACUCUUUAGUUUAAUCUGCUUAAAAAGUCUGCAAUGUAAAGAUAUGAUAUGAUAUUAAAUACAUGAAGUGCUAAGUUGCCUUGUUUUUCCAUUCAAAAGUAACAAAAUAUGAAAACCGACAAUACUAACACGUAACAUGGGCCACAACCACUGCAAUACAAUUGUUUCAAGUUAUUAAAAACAUAAUUAGACAAAUGAUUGCCUGGCUUUGAUGGCGUAACUGUACUUAUGUAAAUAAAUAUACAAGUUCUUCUCCUUUAGAAGCCCAAGAAAGGAUAGUCAGAAUUGAGGCAUUUCUGGCACGACACAAGGUUUAUUUAAGAUUGUAUAAACACAAGAAUCUUCCAAGAGACAUUCAGGGGCUGUCUUGACAGUGCAAAUGUGACAGGCUUCUCUCUCUCUCUCUCUCUCUCUCGAGGUAUUAUGACCCAUGUGAUAAGCCUUCGUUUUGUAGUCCUUAAAGCUCACACUUCUGAUAAAAUGGAAGAUAAUUGGAGGUUGCUUAAAAACAAAUGUACAUUCAAUGAAAUUAGGCCUGUCAGUCGAUUUAUUAUUUUUUACAUUUAUAAAAUUAACAAUUACAAAUCGCAUAUUAAUAUUUGUUUAGAAAAGAGGCCAAAUUGAGAUCAUUUAAAGAUAUUAUUGUGAUAAAGGAUUAUUUCAAAGACAAACGCUGCUUUAGAUGUCAAUAUUGUUUUAUUUGCAUAUCAGUGUGCAUAAGCUUAUCACUGGUCUACAGGCCACAGCAAUCCAUGCAACAAUUGAUUUUGCACAUUCCAUUUGUGCAGUUUUUUAAAUAGUGGGUCUAGGUACAAAUCAGUCUGAUGUAUUUUUUUUUUUUUGUUUAAUAUGUAAUAGUAAAAUCUAAUUAGGUUGCAGUGGAUGAUAAUAUGGCAGACUCACUUUUCUAGCGUCUGGUCUAUAGAGCGCCUUGGAGAAACGGGUGAGGCCUUUCAUUGACAAACAUUUAACAUGUCACUGCUACAAAAGAUCAUUUAAAAGGAUUGUUCAUCCAAAAAUGACAAUUCUGUCAUUUAAUCACCCAAAUGUUGUUCGAACCCUGUAUGACAUUCUUCAUUUGAAUGCCAAAGAUGAUGUUAGGCAGAGUGUUAGAAAAUGACAGCCUCAGACACCAUCAGGGUUCCCAAUCUUAUCAAGGCUCAAUUUUCCAGAUUUUAUGCACCUAACAAUUUAAGCAAAACACAUGCAUCCAUUUAAAUUGAGCUUUUAUUUUGACGUUUCUGUGUGCAUUGCAAAAUUCCAGGUUUUCCAGGAUACGUGGGGAUCCUGACCGUUCACUUUCAUUUCCAUUCAAUGACAGUGAACAUCUUUUGUGCCUCACGGAAGAAGGAAAGUCAUAUAGGUUUAGAACAACAUAAGGGUGAGUAAUUAAUGAUCAUUUGGGGGUGAACUAUACCUUUAAAAGGACAUUUAUGUUGGAAAGAGAAAAAAAAAUGUCCAGGGUGCUCAAGGAGUUCAAAAAAGUAUAUGAAGGUGCUCUUUGGGGUCGAGAGUUCAAUGUCAUGUAGAAAAAGGAAAUCCAAGGCACUCUUCUUAGGAAAAUAAAGAAGCCUUUAUUGGACUGGCUAUAUCAUGAUAGAAAAAAUAAUUAAAACAUGUGGGGGAAAAGAUACAACCCACGUGUAACAGCACAAACAGCCUUCUUCAGGGUAUAUUUUCCAAACAAACAAUUUCCUCUUUUAUAGAUGCUAAUUGGAAACACCUGGAUGACAAAUAGCCUGCACAUACAGAGAAGGUCCAC
This is a messenger RNA of Xyrauchen texanus (razorback sucker), 6102 nucleotides long. RefSeq names its product carbohydrate sulfotransferase 14. Gene Ontology annotation, cellular component: membrane. Lineage: Eukaryota; Metazoa; Chordata; Actinopteri; Cypriniformes; Catostomidae. The record is from RefSeq and is a predicted model, not a curated record. The coding region runs from base 128 to 1240 and encodes 370 amino acids. Gene Ontology annotation, molecular function: sulfotransferase activity. The transcript is spliced from 2 exons. Gene Ontology annotation, biological process: dermatan sulfate proteoglycan metabolic process; carbohydrate biosynthetic process.